AUGAAGAAGGGUCAGGCGGUCAUCUUGGGCUUCGGCGCGACGCUAGUAGGUGUAGCUGGGGCGUUGGGCAUCUAUCUGCCACGAUACAGCACCAUGGCGCAGAAGGGCCGCGAGCAGAAACCAUCGUCCUCCAUGUGGAAGAACAUCGAGAAGAAGUAA
Phytophthora nicotianae INRA-310 is the source of this 159-nucleotide messenger RNA. RefSeq lists its product as hypothetical. The record is from RefSeq and is a predicted model, not a curated record. The transcript is spliced from 2 exons. NCBI's taxonomy places the organism in Eukaryota, Oomycota, Peronosporomycetes, Peronosporales, Peronosporaceae. Bases 1 to 159 code for a protein of 52 amino acids.